Ricinus communis (castor bean) is the source of this 1633-nucleotide messenger RNA. Its product is annotated as inner membrane protein PPF-1, chloroplastic. The coding region runs from base 143 to 1492 and encodes 449 amino acids. Gene Ontology annotation, molecular function: membrane insertase activity. Gene Ontology annotation, biological process: protein insertion into membrane; thylakoid membrane organization; protein localization to chloroplast. The transcript has 11 exons. Gene Ontology annotation, cellular component: chloroplast thylakoid membrane. The record is from RefSeq and is a predicted model, not a curated record. NCBI's taxonomy places the organism in Eukaryota, Viridiplantae, Streptophyta, Magnoliopsida, Malpighiales, Euphorbiaceae.
AUUUAUUAUUUCUUUCAUACUCCACUGAGAAAAAAAAAAACAAAGAAAAGAAAAACCUCAUCUCCACCACAACCUCUAACUAUCUCUGAUGAAGUCCUAACCUUGAAAAUCCUUAAUCACUCUCUAUCUCUCCCUUUUUCCCAUGGCCAAAACCCUAAUUUCAUCUCCAUCAUUCAUUGGCGCACCUCUCCCUUCUUCUUCUUCACGCCAUGGGCUCCAACACUCAUUACUCCCUAGCCGUAGAUUCAUUUCAACAACUAAAGUCAAGUUCAGUUUACAUGAAAUUCCUCCAAUUACUCAUUUAGAUUCAGUUGACUUCAAUUCUAUUGUUAGUAGAGCUGAAAGCCUUCUCUACACCCUCGCUGAUGCUGCUGUUGCCGUUGACUCCUCUGCUGCUACUGAUACAGCUGUUCAGAAAAAUAAUGGUUGGUUUGGUUUUAUCUCCGAAGGCAUGGAAUUUGUCCUCAAGGUGUUGAAGGAUGGGUUAUCAUCUGUACACGUGCCUUAUUCUUAUGGUUUUGCUAUUAUUUUACUCACUGUUAUUGUCAAAAUUGCUACUCUCCCUUUGACCAAGCAACAAGUGGAAUCGACAUUGGCUAUGCAAAACCUUCAACCAAAGAUAAAAGCGAUUCAACAAAGAUAUGCAGGCAAUCAGGAGAGAAUACAACUUGAGACAUCACGAUUAUAUAGACAGGCUGGAGUUAAUCCAUUAGCAGGUUGUUUUCCAACUUUGGCCACAAUACCUGUCUGGAUAGGUCUUUAUCAAGCUCUUUCAAAUGUUGCGAAUGAGGGACUUUUGACAGAAGGUUUCUUUUGGAUUCCUUCUUUGGGUGGGCCAACUACAAUUGCAGCUCGACAAAGUGGAUCAGGCAUUUCUUGGCUAUUUCCUUUUGUGGAUGGCCAUCCACCAUUGGGCUGGUAUGACACUGCAGCUUACCUGGUUUUACCUGUACUCCUUGUUGUUUCUCAGUAUGUGUCAAUGGAGAUAAUGAAACCUCCCCAGACGGAUGAUCCAGCUCAAAAGAACACACUUCUUGUUUUCAAGUUUCUUCCUCUCAUGAUUGGUUACUUUUCCUUGUCUGUCCCAUCAGGAUUAUCCAUUUACUGGUUUGUAAACAAUGUUCUGAGCACAGCCCAACAGGUGUGGUUACGCAAAUUAGGUGGUGCAAAGCCUGUGGUUGAUCAGAAUGCAAGUGGAAUCAUCACUGCAGGACGUGCAAAACGAUCAGCCUCACAGCCGCAACGAGGUGGAGAUAGGUUCAGGCAGUUAAAGGAAGAAGAAAAGAGGAAGAAAUUGGGCAAGGCACUACCAGAUGAUGAGGCUCAGGCUCUGGAUUCUGCCUCUGAUUCUGAUGAGGAAUCUGAUGAAGAGACUAAGGCCAAGGGUGAGGAAGUUCUAGAGGAAGCAUAUGCUUCUAGUUCAAGCAAACAGGUUCCAGAUAUUUCUCGCCCAAAAAGAAGCAAGCGAUCAAAGAGAAAGCGUGCUGUAUAAAAGACUUUAUACUGAUCUGAUGAUUGUAGUUCUCGGUGAGUUCUGUAUAUCUCAACAAAAUGUAUUUUAGUUGAUAUAUAGUGCCAUUUUUAUCUUGGCUCAUUCAAUUGAAAAUCAAUUAAAUCUUGGAGUUUUGCCUAA